This is a messenger RNA of Procambarus clarkii (red swamp crayfish), 3262 nucleotides long. RefSeq names its product dentin sialophosphoprotein. NCBI's taxonomy places the organism in Eukaryota, Metazoa, Arthropoda, Malacostraca, Decapoda, Cambaridae. The record is from RefSeq and is a predicted model, not a curated record.
UUGUGCUGUGGAGGGGAAUGGUGCUACGUGGAGAGGCGCUGCUCUCUUGGCCUCCCUCCCGCGCUGUAAACUUUCCCGCGCUCGCGAAAGCAUCUCAAGUGCUUUGAAAUACUCAAAUAACACGAUAAUCUAGAACAACUAUUAACAUAAUCUAGAACAAUUAUUAACAUAAUAAUCUAGAACAUUAUUUGUCACAUAUAUUGCUCUGGAAAUGGCUUGAUGUUAUAUAUAAAAUCCAUCUCGACCUCUUAGAAAAUAUAUAAUGUUGAAAAUUAAGAAAAAUAAAUAAUAAAGCAACUAAUAUGCAGAAGUGAAUUAAUAAUAUGUAGAACUCUAUAACAAGCGGCCUGGAUCCUCUCUGAGACUCGAAGAGGCGUCAGUUAACGAUGUGAUAGAGGCGUGAAGGAUCCCGGUGACCCACGAACACAGUGGAAGCCAAUUAAGGUGGCUGUGUAACAGAGCAACAGAGCAUCAGGGCGGUGGCCAACAUGACACAGGCGGUCAUGAACUGUGUAACACAGCCAAGGACCGGGUCAACACCCUACGGGACACAGACAACCAGUCGAGAGACUGUGUAGCACAGCAGAGCUCCUGGCCUAGUGACCAACCCGACUCAAGCGGUCUUUAUCUUUGCUAUAUAGCAUAGCUGACGUCUGGAAUAGAUGCACGAGAGUGAUGUACAGCUGCUCUACCCCCCCUUCUUCUGUGGCUACGUCACCUCCUCCCCAGCAUGGAUAUAUAUGUAUAUAUAAAUAUAUUUAUAUAUAUUUAUACAUAUGUAUAUUUACCUACACAUUGAAGGAAAUGUGUUUCCAUUGGGCAGGUUAAUGGUUGUUUGAGUGAGUUAAACGAGCCUCGUUCCGCCAUGGGCCGGCGUGGGAGAGGCCCAGGCAGCGCACCAGCGUGGGAGAACGCACACGGGAGGUGGCCGUGCCGCGUGCCAACCGCAACAGUCUGGUGCAUCGUAUGACGUUCUGCUGCUGGUGCCUCGGUGUGAUGGACUCCCGGGUCGUGCUCCAUCCUACCAUCCCCAGCUUUGGCCAUCCCACUGUCUACUUCUAUCCUACAGUAUCUCCGCGCGUGGUGGUGGUGCCCAUCUUGUCUUGCAUCAUUGGCUUCCCCUUGUUGGUGCUCCUGGUGAUCUGUGGCCUCAGGUACCGCGCCAGGCGGGCUCGAAUCUCAGCUAAGAAAGCUCACAGUGUGGAGUCAUCAGUGCUGGAGCUGACGUCGGGCCCCUCCAUCCUGGCGAGCCGGUACAGCAAUGGCAAAUCCCACCGCCAGAAGAGGAAGAAGGCGCUUGUGAGGUUUAAGCCCAUGCCAGAGAUCGACCUGGACACCGUCGUGGAGGAGAAGUCGGAGUUCGAUGCUGAGGUCACAGCCUCUGACCUCCUGACGACCCCAGACGAGCUGAUUGUGCCGGAGGAGACCUCCUUCCCAGCCUCCUUCAGGGCCUACAGGUACAUGGGCCCGGUACAGCAGGCAAUACUCUCCCCCAUCAAGACCUCGCCGUACAGGACUCCUCCUCAUGGGGCCACCAAUCUGGAGCACGUCAGUGAGGAGAUGAAUGUUGAGGAGGAUGAGAUGAUGGGCAACAGCGACGAUGAGCGUCUUGACGACUUUGAUGAGGACGAUGGUGACAGUGUAGAUGCUGCUGAAACAGGCAGCGUCGACGACCUGAACGAUGAUGAUGAUGAUGAUGAUGAUGAUGGUGAGGCUCCCACCAGCGGCGGCAGCAGUGAUAGUGAGACGGUCAAUGCGUGUUUUUCACUAUCGCCAAAACAGGUCAAUAAAUCCCCCACUGGAGUCCACCUCGCUCUCAAGAAAUUGGACGGGGCGGUGAAACGUCGGAAUUCAAGUCCCGUAAAGGUCAAUUACUGUAAGAGCAAAGGUCAGCGUAGCUCGGGAAAGGUCAACCACAGUUACGCGAGCGACGAGGACAGUCCUCAGCCUAUCAGAGUUGGCUUCGACUACAUAGACCGCGAGCUUAUGCCCGAAAUAUCGCCGCGAACUCGGUCGCACUCCGUCAAGCACCCGAGUCGCAGAGCUGCCUCUUUUACCAUCAAGAAGCGCCACGGCGAGUCCCUCAAGCUCAGAAGCAAGAGUUUUUCAAGAAGUAUGUCCCACGGGCAGGAUGGGCAGGAGCAUAGGCCUAGGGUACACCAGCGAGGGCCUCACAGCGGUGAACAACUACACAACGGUGUUCUCGAGUGCGAUGUUCACGCCGUGAGUGAGAACAGUGGACUGGAGAGUUCCACCGGUGAACAGAUCUCCAGCAACAGGAGCAGCGGUGAUGGGAUGAGUUCGAAGACAGUGUCUGAGACGGAUAUUUUCCCAAACGGCAACGAAACGUACUGUUCGAGGUCGCUGAGGGAUCCCCACUCUUCUGGGUCUUUCAGGGACCUUCGGCCCUCAGGGUCCUUUAGGGACCCCCGCCCCUCAGGGUCCUAUAGGGACCUUCGCCCCUCAGGGUCCUUUAGAGAACCCCGCCCCUCAGGAUCCUUCAGGGACACCAACACCUUAGGAAUUUCUAGAGACCCGCAUAGAACAGGGUCUUUCAGAGACCCCCAAUCCUCGAAGUCCUCCCGGGACCCUUACAGAUCAAGGUCAUUUAGGGACUCCCACACCUCAAGGUCCUUCAGAGACUCCCAAACCUCAGGGUCCUGUGAAGAGUCCCAUGCCUCGGACCGCGGAGGCUGCACACAUCUCCUCAAAGACGAUCGAGAUGCCUCGGAAAGUCCGAUGAAAAGACUGUUGCCACAGAGUUUGAGAACAGUGUAUGGAGAGACUCUAGACGCUAGAGAACUCUACCAAGUGCCUCCCAUCAUCACCGAGGAGAGUGCCGUUGAGUGCCAACAGGAAAACAGAGCGAUGUCGCCUCCCUCGACACUAGACGUAACCUUUGCGAACGAAAGUGCGUUGAAAGACCCCGACAACGAGGCCGGGCAACAGUGCCACAGGUGCCUGGACAAAAGCGAGAGAGAUAACGAGAGGAGUACUCUCGUUUGACACAAAAGCUGUGCCACUUUUAUACGUGUAAAUGCUUGAGGAAAAAAAGUACAUAGAAACCUCAAAAAGUGUCCCCCCCCCCCCCCGUCUUUUGACUGUACAUGAUCUUAUCAGCUCUGACUUAAUUAUAUCUUAGAUAUUUCACUUAUAUUAUUGCUUACUUAAACUGGUGCUUGCAUAUUUGCAGCUUUAAUAACAUAAGAAUAUCUUCCAAUAUAUAUAUAUAUACACACACACACACAUAUAUAUAUAUAUA